AUCUACCAUACCACAAGUAACCAAAUUAGCAGCAUUAUUGGCUGUCUCUGUCUACGGAGUCAGAAAGAAGAUCAAGGGAAGUUAGGGAACGAACCAUGGAGAGAAGCCAUCAAAAUCGUAAGGGACGUGGCAACCAUUCCUCUUUCUCUUCCUCGUCUCAAUCAACAAGGAUCAGAAACACCAAAGUUUCAAACUUUAAUGAAUCCAGCAGUGCCACUAAUUAUGCUACUAACAAUAGAAGUAAUGCCCAUGAUGAUCCCCAGUUGAAACCCAGAAGAGGAAACACGAGUAGCAGCAAUAACCAGAAAGAAAAAAUCAAAACAGAAGAAGAUAAGGAAGCGGAUUCUUCAGAUUUUCCAAGACUAAUUGGAACUUGCCCUUUUAUGUGCCCAGCUAUACAUUUGAUCAAGUGCUUUGGAAGUUUCUCUUUAGUUUCAAAAAAGAAACGAGAUUUUUUAAUGAAGCAGCGGCAGUCGUGCUAUUUUGAUUUAUUUGAGAGUGAAAGGUCCCAACGAGAGCGACUGCAAGAUUUAGCUGUGUUUGAGAGGCUCCAUGGAAAUCCCAGGAAAACAUCUCAAGCCUUAGCAGUCAAAAAGUUUUGCAGAACUAUAUCCGCCAAGCACAUGCAAGCAUCUGAUGUGCGGCCGCUUCCAGUAUUAGAAGACACUUUGGCCUAUCUCUUAAAUUUGCUGGAUUCAACAGACCAUCCUUUUGAAGUGGUUCAUGACUUCAUUUUUGAUAGGACAAGGUCUAUAAGACAAGAUCUUAGCAUGCAGAAUAUUGUUGAUGAUAAAUCAAUCUACAUGUAUGAGAAAAUGGUUAAAUUUCAUGUUAUAUCUCACCUCAAGCUUCAACGUUGUCGUAGCAGUUCAGAUAUUUCUUCAGUGCAUUACCUCAACAUGGAGCAGCUUACAAAGGCUCUGACAUCUCUAUAUAAUCUGUAUGAUGCAAAUCGAGAUUCUGGUACUGUUUAUGGAAAUGAGGCUGAGUUUCGUUCGCUUUACGUGCUGCUUCAUCUUGAUUCUAACACCCAACCCAUGGGGGAGUCACUUUCUUUGUGGUUUCGUUUUGUGCUUCAUCCAAUUAUCCGGUCAAAAGAAAUGUGUUUUGCCCGGAGUGUUCUAAGGUUUUAUCAGAUGGGCAACUAUAUGCGUUUCUUUUCUACCAUAUCUGCCGAGGCAUCUUAUCUGCAGUACUGUAUUCUUGAACGUUACAUCAACAAGGUUCGAGCAUUGUCCCUGUCAUAUAUAAAUAAUGCCGGCUACAAGCUUCAUCCAUAUCCUCUGGUACACCUAUCUAAGCUCUUGAAGAUGAAGGAAUCAGAUUUGGAGGUAUUGUGCAAUGCUUGUGGCCUGGAGACCUGUGCAGAUGAUAUGGGAAAUAAGUUGCUACCUACUAAGCAAACGACUUUCUGUUGUCCCAAGGAAGGGUUUCAAAGCUACAACUUCACGGGUUUGGAAAAGUUCGAGAGCUGACUUGACGGUGCAAUCCUUUUUUUCUUCGUCAGAUAUCUAUUCCUUGUGGGGAUUUAGCUUUGCAUAGACUCUGUCUACAUUCUGCAUUUAACCUGUUGUAAAUUGUAUUUGCUGUAAGUUCUUCAAUAAAAGGAUGAUUGCAUGUGGCAACUUCUAAAAGGAGUGUAUUCAAGACCAUUACAAACGUCAAUUAAUUAAGAAAAACGAUAAUUGAAUACAUCAAAGCA
Populus trichocarpa (black cottonwood) is the source of this 1702-nucleotide messenger RNA. Its product is annotated as SAC3 family protein C. Gene Ontology annotation, cellular component: transcription export complex 2; cytoplasm; nucleus. The transcript has 9 exons. Bases 96 to 1475 code for a protein of 459 amino acids. NCBI's taxonomy places the organism in Eukaryota, Viridiplantae, Streptophyta, Magnoliopsida, Malpighiales, Salicaceae. The record is from RefSeq and is a predicted model, not a curated record. Gene Ontology annotation, biological process: mRNA export from nucleus.